Arctia plantaginis is the source of this 1074-nucleotide messenger RNA. NCBI's taxonomy places the organism in Eukaryota, Metazoa, Arthropoda, Insecta, Lepidoptera, Erebidae. The record is from the annotation of a GenBank genome assembly.
AUGGCUGCAAAUCGUCGCAAACAGGACGAUAAAAAUUUAGAAAUUUUGCGGGAACUUAUUUCACUAAAUGGUAACAAGUAUUGUUUAGAUUGUAACCAAAGAGGACCUACAUACGUAAAUACUACGAUCGGUUCUUUUGUGUGUUCAAAAUGUUCGGGAAUGUUGCGCGGUCUUACGCCGCCUCACCGCGUGAAGUCUAUCUCCAUGGCCACAUUCACGCCAGAAGAAUUAGAAUUUAUAAAAGCAAAGGGAAAUGACUACUGUAGGCGUGUUUGGUUAGGACUUUACGAGGGUGAAAGUGUUAAUUUUACGGACGAACAAAGCGUUAAGGAUUUCAUGUCUGACAAGUAUGAAAAGAAGCGUUAUUAUUUGGACGCGCCAGUAAAUACUAACACUUCAAUCAAUGGGAAUUUAACGAGAAACAAACUGAAAGUAAAGGCCGGAAGUAAUGCUGUUCCGACGCCUCUGAUAUCGAUUUUACCGCAAACUUCAAAGAAUACAGUCAAUAAUAAUUCAGCAAUACAAACUGCUAAAGUAGUGAACAAUUUGCUACCUUCUAAUGACAUAAGUCAUAGGAUAGUUCAGCCAGUGAACAACAUAGCGCAACCUCUACUGAAUGCUAUAAAUGCCGCCCCAGUCCCUGCCACUGUGCACACCUCAGUACCUGCUGCAGUACCCGCCCCAGUACCUGAUUUUCCUGUUGACUUUACAACAGCAAAUAUUUAUAACAGUAGUCAGUUCAACAGUAAUGUCAAUAACAAUUUUACAUCUUCUCCGUUGAUGAACACAUCUGCAUUUAAUGCCUUUAGUCCUUCCGCUCCAGCGAAUGAUCGAUAUGCAGCGUUAGCAGAUUUAGAUCUGGCACUUAGACAGCAGAAUAUGAAACACAUGGAGGAAAAUAAUGCUCUAACAAAUAAAAAUCCAUUCCAAAGUCCUGCAACCAAUGAUCUGUUUGCUAAUAAAAACCCUUUUUUCAAUGGAGGAUGGAGUAAUACUACAGCACCAUUACCUGUCAACCCUUUCAUGCAAGCUACAAACAACGGCGGAUUUGUGAACUCGAAUCCAUUCCUUUGA